Drosophila guanche is the source of this 6179-nucleotide messenger RNA. Its product is annotated as protein fem-1 homolog CG6966. Lineage: Eukaryota; Metazoa; Arthropoda; Insecta; Diptera; Drosophilidae. Gene Ontology annotation, molecular function: protein binding. The record is from RefSeq and is a predicted model, not a curated record. Gene Ontology annotation, cellular component: ubiquitin ligase complex; cytoskeleton. Bases 428 to 5350 code for a protein of 1640 amino acids. The transcript has 12 exons. Gene Ontology annotation, biological process: signal transduction; ubiquitin-dependent protein catabolic process.
CGAAUCAACGGGGCUUUUAGUCGUACCGACCAAGUUAUCCAAAGCACUAACUAACUCGUCGCGUCUCGAAAAUAAAACGGACGGCCGUGCGCGCGCUUUAGCUCUUCUCUCUGUGUGUUUUUGUGUCUUUGCGUGUCGGUAAAAAACAAAAGCCCAAGAAGCAAAUUAAAGUGUGUUUGAAAUAAAGCAAAGCCAGCGCCGCGACGUGUGUGUGUGUGUGUUUGCAAAUACAAAGUAAAAACGUCAAAGUGUCGUCGCAGCAGAGGCGGAAACAACAACAACAACAACAGUAGGAGUGCAUUGAUUGCAUUUCUGACCCCCGCCCAACUCCCUGCACAAACGUCAUCCACACCUAAUUGUUGUUGCGCUCGCCGAGGCGGCGUCUACUUGGAGGUGGAACCGAAUGUGAGAGAGCGAAUGUGUUUCAAUGAUGUUACUGCCUUCGGGGCGUUCGAAUAGUGAUGUCUAUCCGCUACAAAGUGCCAACAGCAGCACAACAGCAGCCUCUGCCGGAGUCAAGCCCUUGCUACUGACACGAACAUCAUCGCCACAAUUGACAACGUUGCCCACAACAAAUGGCACCAACGCCCACACGACACCCGUACAACCAGUGAAUGGUGUAGCAGGAGCAGGAUCCUACUCACAGUCGCAGUCACAGUCACAGUCACAGACCGGAACAGCAGCAACAACGGCCAGAGCAACGGAGGCGACAACAACAACGGAGCCUGUCAGCAGUGGAAUUGGGGUCGACGUUGGCCCUGCCACUGCCACCGGCACUGGCAUCUAUGGGCCACUUUUGGGUCAAAACCAGGGACAUGGACAAGGAAGCAAUGCUGCUGGCGUUGCCGGAAAUUGGUCCGAAAUUGAUGGACACUUGGAGACAAUUCAAGAGAAGCUAAAGCCUGGCUGGACCGUGCACUCAGGCAAGGAGGGAAGGCUCUAUUAUUGCAACCACUUGGCACAAACGUCGGGCUGGCUGCCCGCCUGCGAGGAUUGGAGCAAACAUGAGGAGCUCUCAUAUGGCUGGGAGCGUGCCAUAGACUCCAAGGGACGUUCCUACUACAUUAACCAUUUGAACAAGACGACCACGUAUGAGGCACCCGAAUGCAUACGCUGGGACGAGCAUCCGCCGGAGCCGCGUCUCGUCCACCUGCAGCGGAAUGCCAGCCUGGGCUUUGGAUUUGUGGCAGGCAGCGAGCGGCCCGUCAUCGUGCGAUUUGUGACCGAGGGUGGGCCCAGCAUUGGCAAGCUGCAGCCUGGCGAUCAGAUACUCUCGGUCAACGGGGAGGAUGUCAAGGAUGCGCCCAGGGAUCAUGUCAUUCAGCUGGUGCGUGCCUGCGAGUCGCAAGUCAGUCUGCUGGUCUGCCAGCCCAUGGCCCACUGCAUUCUGCCGGGCCGCAAGUCCACGCUGCUGUCUGCGGGCAAGCGGGCCAAGCUGCGAUCGCGUCCAAGUCGCGUCCGAUUCGCCGAGAGUGUGUGCGUGAAUGGAGCGCCACUGUUUCCGCCCUCGGCCUUCUCCCUGGGCGACAUAUGCGUGCCGCCAAUGGCCAAUGUGCUGAAGGUCUUCCUGGAGAACGGGCAGACCAAGUCCUUUAAGUACGAUGCCACCACCACGGUGCAGGAUGUGGUUAGCUCGCUGCUGGACAAGCUCUGUCUGUGCUGCGGUGAGCUCUUCAGUUUGGUCCUGGAGCAUGUGAAGAGCCUCAAGCGGAAUAAGCUCACGCUGCUGGAUCCCCAAGAGUCCUUGGCCAGAAUUGCUGCACGUCCGGGUGCCCACAAGUUGCGCUGCUUGUUCCGCAUCACCUUCGUGCCCAUCUCGGCCGCCGAGCUGGCACAGAGGGAUCUCCAUGCGCUGGACUAUCUGUACAUGCAGUGCUGCAACGACGUCAAUCAGGAACGCUUCGCCCCCGAGCUGCAGCCGGAGCUGGCACUCCGUUUGGCGGCACUGCACAUGCACCAGCAUGCGCUGGCCAAUAAUUUCUCACCCGCAAAGCUCACCGUCAAGCUGGUCGAACGCGAGUUUGGACUGGAACGCUUUGUGCCAGUCAGCCUGUUCGAGGGCAUGAAGCGGAAGGAGCUGCGACGGCUGAUCUCCCACUUCUUGAAGCUCAAUGCGGAGAUGACGGGAUCGUCCAGCAAGGUUCUAACACAGCUACAGGCCAAACUCCAUUAUCUAGAUAUAAUUGCUAGUUUACCAAGUUAUGGAGCCAAAUGCUUCAGCACAAACCAAAGAGAAGGCGUCGAGCGUGUCCUGUUGGUGAGUCCGCGCUUCGGCCUCAGUCAGAUAUCGAGUGCACGCAAUUCGGUGCCUCAACCAAUUUCAGCCAUUGAGGACUUCACCCACGUGGUGGUGAAUCGCGAGGAUGAUGUCACCUGCAGCGUGUCCAUCUUUAUGCUGGGCGAUCGUGCCGUCAAGUUCAUCAUGGAGGAUCGGGAUGCGUGCGAGUUUGGCCUGGUGCUGGGCGGCUACUAUCGACUGCUGACGGGCAAUAUGCUAAAUCUGCUAAGGGAAAGAGAUCCCUCGGAUGAGGAUAAUGCACCGGGUUUCCUCUCCCAGCACACGGUGCUGCCCGCCGGCUGGAGCUAUCUGCUGCCGUACCACACGCGUGCGCACAGCGUCAACUUCCUGAUGACGCCGCCCUACCAUCCCGUGACGCAGCUGCCCCCACAAGUGGGCGCUCCACUGCAGGCUCAGUCGUUGCCGUAUGUCAUGGACUUGGAUCUGCACAGCGUUAUGGCCACGGAGCUGCUGGAGGAGGCGGCCAAGGACUCGGGUCUCAGCGACAGCAGCGGCAGCAACUACUGCGAGGGUCGCAUUCAGUCCUCCCAUCAGAUGGCCAGCGUGGAGGCCAAGAACGAGCAGGUGCUGCGGCGUGUGCAGGAGCUGCAGCAUCUCGUCCAGACCUCCGAGCAGUAUCUGAGCGAGCAGGAGCAGGGCCUCUCCGGCGGUGGCCAGACAAUGGCCGUCCUCGAAUUCGACUCGGACUGUGACAGCCUCAACAGCAGCAAGGUCUCCUCCACCGAGGAGACUUCGAAUGUCCUCAGUCUCGUUGGCGCCUUGCCACCGGGUAAUCCCCUCAAGCACAGCGAUUCGCUGACGCUGCUGGCGGAGACUAUCAGCCACGAUCUGAGCGGCAUUACGCAGGGCCUCAAUGCCAUACCGGAGACGGCGCCGGUGUCCUCCUCGGCUCCCGCCACCCCGGCCACGCCCAAGCGAAAGCCGAGCCUCUGCAGCACCUCCAGUCCGCGGCCCCAGCGGAAGAUGAACGGUUUCAGCCAGCUGCUGAGCGAUCUCCAGGCACUGGGAACGGACUUUUCGCAGAGCGAAAGCGACUCUGAGUCGGUGGCUUCGCCCGCCCAAUCGCCCACGGCCAGGAGGCCUCAGAUAAUGCUGCUCCAGGCAGCAGGUGCGGGCUGCGGUGUAUCCGGAGGAUUGGUGGCACCCAAACAGCCGCUGUCGCAGCGCAGCAGCUUCGGGCUGCACAGUCCCGAUGGCAGUCACUUUGGCGCCGAAACGAAGGACUACAAUCUGCGGGAGUAUCUGCAGCAGCUGAAGGAGAUCAGCAAUGCCUCGUCGGCGGACACGGAUGUGGCGGCGCGCCAGCUGUCCGAGAUCUAUGGCUUCGAGGUGCGCGAGGACACCUUCAUCGAGACGGACACGGAUGUGAUUGAUUUGCGUGCCAUACCACCGCCCCAGACGCCCGAUGAGCUGGACUCCCUGUCGCUGAUGAAUGCGGCGCCACCCAAGGGCUUCGAGGGACGGGCCGAGGAGUUGGAUAGCUUCCUGCAGCAGAUAAUGGUGGCGCCGCCCACACAGAAAGCCACGCCCGCCAAAGAACUCACACCGGAGGAGAUUAUGUCGUUUAUUAUACCACCGCCGCCGAAUCUGGAGCAGCAGCAGCAGCAGGCGCCACAACAGGCGCCACAACAGGCGCCACAGCAGGCCAUGGAGACGGAAUCGUUGUACAGCAAUUCGGUGCAGGCAAAGCGGGAGUUCUUCCAGUCAGUGGCUAAUGGGAAUAAUGUGAACAACAGCAGCAGCAAGGAGCAGUCCCCACAUGUCAUCGAGUAUGCCACUGUGGAGCGGAAGAGCAAAUUUAGCUGCUGUCCCACCACCAAGAAGGAGGAGCCAGCCACUCCAGCAGCUGUAGAUCCCGAGGUGCAGCCACCACCCAGAACACCCACCGCUGAGCAGUUGUCACCGCCACCGGCACGACCACCCAAGAGCGCAGAGCUUCUGCAGCGUUAUUCGCCCAAGAAGCAGGUGAGAAUUAUGGCCACACAUCAGCAACAGCAGCAACAGCAGCAGCAGCAACAUCAGCAGCAGCUGCAACAGCAGAGGGACAACAGCAGGGGACCACCACAGCUGCCACCUAGAGGCAGUCCCACCUUCGAUACACAGCAGGCGAAUGCCCCAGCGGCUGCCAUAAUGUCGGUGAGUGGCCCGAAGAAACCCCCACUGCCGCCCAUUGCCAGUCGCCCGCGUCCAACGAAUGGCAUGUCUCCAGCUGCACCACCUAAUCCUGCAUCCGCAACACCCGCCCACUACUCACCGCCCAUACCGGCCACGACACGCCUACCCAAUGCUCAUUCCAAUGGCCAUCAGCAACAGCAGCAGCAACAGCAGCAGCAGCAGCAACAGCAGCAGCAGCAGCUGCAGCAGCCACAACAGCAGCUGCUGGCCGCCAGCAAAUCCUGUUCCUCAUCUUCCUCAGCCUCGUCCUCCGCUUCCACCACCGCCUCCACAACGCUGCUGUCUGCGCAUCAGCACGACUGCAACCACGACCCGAACGCCCUCAGUCGCACCAUGAUAAGUGCCAUCCACAUUGGCUGUCUGCUCAGCUCUUUGCUGGACACGGACAGCCUCAGUCCGGAGAUGCGCCUCCAGGUGAUGGGCGCCCUAUAUCGGCUGAAUCGUCUCAAGGUGCGUGUGCGCUUUGACCGAACGGCGCUGCAUUAUUCCUGCUAUCGCGAGGGCACACUGGCGGGCCGCUAUCCUUCCUGCCAGUUCCCAUCGACGACGCUGGCCAAGGCGCUGCUCGAGGUGGGCGCCGAUCCGAAUGCCAUCGAUGAUGCGGGCAACACGCCGCUGCAUCUGGCGGCCACACUGCAGCCGUACGUGGAGCCUCUGGCGCACAUAUUGCUCGAGGGUGGAGCGCAUCUGGAUACGAAAAACUUUGCUGGUGAGACAUUCGAGAGCUUGCUGGGCCCCACGCCCAUGCACAAAAUCAUCGAUCCGAUGAAGUACACAACGCUGGCGUGCCUGGCAGCACGGACGAUCAAGCGGCACGAUAUCCACUACGAGGGUGCCGUGCCGGAGACGCUCUACGACUUCAUCGAGCUACACUAGAGAGGGAGAGCCGUGGACUGGACGAGAGUCGACACACACUCAAUUCACUCGAUCGCUUACACGCUCGAUCAAUCGAUCACACGCCUGCCCAACCGCCCGCCAUCCACCAUACAAAAUAUCUACUACUACUACCACGACUACGACUACGACGACUACUGUGUCUGAACCGUGUAUAUUUAGAGAUGGAGAGAGAACUACGAAGAUGACGAUGAUGAUGACGACGAGCUGCGGCCCGGCACCCACGGAGAGCGUUACCAAUUGACUAGGAACUGAUUUCUGAUCCAAGCAGAGUGCCUGUAUCCUGGCUGCAUCGGAUCGGGACAAGGUCUAACGAAUUGACACAACGACAGAACGCACGUGGACAGAAAGCAGACACCAAGCAAGCGUGGCAAAAAUCCAAGUUCCAGCGACCCACAGAGCAAUGCUGUCUUUGAAUUUUGCUUGCAAAAUAUGUGCAUGAAGCCUUCUUCUAUCUUAACUAUGUGUUCUUGCUAUUCUAUUUUGUAUGAAUUAUGAUUAAUAUAAUAUUAUGUGUACCCGUGCCGUGCAGCGACUGCGGCGUGUUCGAGCAGCUUAACCCACGGCCAGGCCAUCGCCGGCGACUCCUCAGAGCUGCUCUGAACACGCGCUGUCGCCACCGCGGCCCCAAAUUUGUUAUAUGCGUAACGAGUAUUUAGUGUUUAUGACCGAAAAAACAGAAAUCAACAAAAUGUAAAAAAAUAUACAAAAAGCAACAAAAAAAUCGACCGACCGAGCGACUUUUAAGUGAUGUUUACAGGCGAGAAGAUGAUGAACUAAGUUUUGCAAAUAUACAAACUGUAAUUAACAA